Messenger RNA from Endocarpon pusillum Z07020, 375 nucleotides. RefSeq lists its product as uncharacterized. Bases 1 to 375 code for a protein of 124 amino acids. The transcript has 2 exons. NCBI's taxonomy places the organism in Eukaryota, Fungi, Ascomycota, Eurotiomycetes, Verrucariales, Verrucariaceae. The record is from RefSeq and is a predicted model, not a curated record.
AUGGUCUUUCUCCUCCACUUGAAAGCUUAUGCAUACACGAACAGGACGACCCGGCAUGAGAAAGCAGAGGACGCCGAGGACAUCAAAUUCAUUCUCACCUGCUUGAUUAGAAAACAUCAGCGAGCAAGCAGAGAACAACGCGCGUGGGCAAUGCCUGACCGAUUUUGGUCGAAGUUCGCGUGUGACUACCCUGAUCAAGAGGCGAACCUCUACGCCGUGGGAUUGUUACGUGGUCAAGCUCCAAGUAGUGGAGUAGUUUCGACGACGUCUCAAGUCCUGAAGGGCAAAGAUGUCGAUGAAGCUUUUCAUUUCUCAGCGGAAGCCUCGGCAACACAAGAGUAUGAAGAUUUUGCUGCCAGCAUCCUCGGGCCCUAG